Messenger RNA from Micropterus salmoides (largemouth bass), 580 nucleotides. RefSeq names its product prohibitin-2-like. Gene Ontology annotation, cellular component: mitochondrion; membrane. NCBI's taxonomy places the organism in Eukaryota, Metazoa, Chordata, Actinopteri, Centrarchiformes, Centrarchidae. Gene Ontology annotation, biological process: mitochondrion organization. The record is from RefSeq and is a predicted model, not a curated record.
GUCGAACUACAUGUCCCAGUAGACUUUGCGGUCCGGGGAGGGGCUGUCGCGACCUUGGAGUGUGACGUACAGCAGCAUGGCGAGCAAGGAGCCCAAUCGCUUCGUCCAGCACCUGAGGGAUCUGGCAGGUCGGAUGUCUUCGUCUGGUGGCAAAGGGGCAGGAUUAGGACUGAAGCUGCUGCUUGGAGCUGGUGCUUUGGCAUAUGGCAUUAAAGAAGCUACCUACACAGUGGAGGGCGGUCAAAGAGCCAUCAUCUUCAACAGAAUUGGAGGGAUGCAGAUGGACACUAUUCUGGCUGAGGGGCUGCAUUUCAGGAUCCCAUGGUUCCAGUACCCUAUCAUCUAUGAUAUCAGAGCCAAACCCAGGAAGAUCUCCUCUUUGACAGGCAGCAAAGAUCUGCAGAUGGUGAACAUAGCAGUGCGGGUGUUGUCCAGGCCCCUAGCUUCAAACCUGCCGGUCAUGUACCAACACUUGGGGAAGGACUACGAUGAGAGAGUCCUGCCCUCCAUCGUCAACGAGGUCCUCAAGUCUGUGGUGGCAAAGUUUAACGCCUCGCAGCUCAUCACACAGAGAGCACAG